Pelobates cultripes (western spadefoot toad) is the source of this 27229-nucleotide messenger RNA. The record is from the annotation of a GenBank genome assembly. Lineage: Eukaryota; Metazoa; Chordata; Amphibia; Anura; Pelobatidae.
AAGCAAAAAACAUUGAGACUUCAUGAUUACUUCUAUCCUCAUUAUUAAAUAUUUUUGCAUUAUUUUUCUCUUUAGUUUUUUCCUCUUUAUCUAUUUUUGGCAUAGAGUGUACACUCAGAGUGUUUAUAUUUUAGUUUUGCAUUUUCUCUUUAAUAACCAACUGGUUACCAUUUUGGUGAGUCGUGUCAUGCUGUCUAUAUGGUGGGCCAUCUACGAGCUACUACUUUGCAGGUGGUAGAAGGUUUCUGCAUUAUGACAAAAGUUUGCUUCAGGUGGCCUCUUAAUGGGAUGAUUUGUAACUUCCCCAGGAGUACUCUUAGUUUAUUUAGAAUACUUUGUUACCAGUGGAAACGUUUGGAGAAUACCCUGCUGUGAACUGAUCACCGCAGCCUUGUAAUUUACUAAACCUAUAAACAGGAACAAUGAAAGGCACUUUCAAAGGGUGCUGGCUGAAACCAAACUGAGAACCAUGUUUGUUGGCAAUUAGGUGACAGUACAUCUGUAUUUUUGCUUAAUUCUGAGUAAAUUGCUUUGAAGGUGUGAAACAAUACUGAAGGCUACACCCAGAUUGGAUGUACAUGAAAGGCCAAGGGGUGACCUAACCUGGAUCUGUAUAUAAGGAUUUGCCUGCCAAGCUUUUGUGCAAUGCAUAUCAGCCACGUCUGGCACAGAGAUGCAGCCUACCAGCUACCUUUUGAUUACCGUCUACCACUGUAUGGCAUUACCUUGGCUAAGCCAGUCGGAGAAACUCUAUCAUAGUCGAGACCGGUCAGACAUGGAAACUUCAACUCUUCAACAAGCAGAACUUGUCACAGACCUGACCUCGGCCCAGGUAAAUUCUCCUUGCAGAGACCCAUGUUCAUACACCCUGUACUAGAAUUAAGCAUAGUGACACAUAUCCCAUACCGUUAUGUAAUUAUUUUUCAAAAUGUUGUGGACUACAAACAGCUAUUUAAAGAGGAACUAUUACUUAUCAGAAUUUCUAAUGUACUGUAUGUGAGAAUUAUUUAUUUGUGAGGUGGUGAAAUUUGUAAUUUAAUAUAGAAAGCGACAGCACUAUAUUUACCUCUAUCUUGGAACUGAGUGCCACCAUUUUGACUCCCUGUCAGUCAUUGUUACAAGUGUUGCACUCUACACCUGUCUGUCAGGAGAUAGAGGAGAAGAUGCAGAAACAAUGUAUCUAUUUCUCCUUCUCAAAUGCAUUCUAUGCCCUGGCUGUGCCAGGACUGAUCUACUGAGCACUUGUCUUAAUACCAAUGUGUCUUCUAUAAUAGGCUAAAUAGCAUGUACACGCAAAAACAAAAUUAAAAGUUAAAGUGUGUUUAGGUACCAUAACCCCUACGGUUUUCCCCUGGAACCAUCUCUUUGUUAAGAAUCAAAACUUUUUUGAGUGAUGUGAUAGUUACAUUGGUCCUAUAGGUGCCCACAGUUGGACCCACUUCUCUGAUAAACCAAGAUUGCUGGAGCCAACAAAGAACUCUCAAUAUUAGUAAACAGCAAUAAAGUAUAUCAUUAAAACCGGGAGAGGUCUAUGUAGGCUCUGUCACUGCUUGUAAAUAUUUAAUUUAAUGACCAUAUCUCUUCUAUAUGUAAAGGAAAAUGGCUUAAUCCUCUCAGGUAAAGGGAAAAUAGCUUUUAUUUGUACUUUACAUCAUGGCUGGGACAUGCAGUGGGAAUUGCUCUCCCGGGAUUAAUGCUGAUGCAUUUCACAUCACUUCUCUGAUUCCGCCAAAGACGAAUUUCUCCUUCCACAUAUAUCAACUUUGUCCUUAUUCUGUCCACUGGCGGAAUUGUCAUUAAAGUGGAAAAAGAUGUUACUCUAUAUAAUAACUAAAAUGUGGCUGGACUGUGGGUACAAGAGGGAAUCAAAUAACCGUUACACUGUUGUAAAAUAGAGGUCAGCACCAAGGGACACCUGGUACCAUAGCCACUACACAACCCUGCAGUGAUAAUGGAGCCUAGAUUGAUGGUUUAAAAGAAAAAUACUGUAUUUCCCUACAAAUCAUUUACUUGAUUGAGAUCUAUUUUCCUAAAAUAUAGAACUCCUAGUAACAUGGAGACUUUAGCUAUUAUAGGCAUAAGUCAAGGAUAUCCACCAACUUUUAGAAUCAAGAACAAUGAUUUAUAUGAAUGUGAUAGGCCUGCCAUUCAUGAUCUAGCAUAUAUGUUUAAAUUCUUUAGCAAUUUUAUCACAAAACAAUCUGAAAUUGUGUCCACUCUAGAUAAUAUUACUGAGUAUGGUUCCAUUAGAAAGAGUUCCUUUUGGACUCAUAUUUCUGUUUUUAAAGAAUUUUUUGAUAAGUAGUAUAUUAACUAGUUUUAAUUAUAUGUUUAAGAACAAUUUCACUUUUCUAUUUUUUAGUUAUUUAUUUUUUUAUUUCUUUUUAGGAUUUUUUAGCCAAAUAUGGUUGGACUGAGCCAGUAAUAUGGGACUCUUCAAGCACUAGCAAUGAUAAACAUGUGAGGGGUCUUCAAAUGAUUCAGGAGGGGAUGAGCAAUUCUAAAGAAGACUUUGCUGAGCCAACAAAAAGCCCCACAUUUAUUGAAGCCCUCAAAAAGUUUCAGAAGUUAAAUAACUUGACAGCGACUGGGAUAUUAGAUGAUGCCACCAUAAACGCAAUGAACAAGCCACGGUGCGGUGUGCCAGACAACCAGAUUUCAAAGUCAAACCUUGGGGAAGAAACUCUUCAAAGGACAUCUACUAAUGAAACAGGAGCUUCCAAUAAUGACACUAAGAGUUCCAACCCUCCAAAAGUCCGUAAGAAGAGAUUCUUAGAUUUACUGAUGUCUUCAGACAAAUACAAGAAAGACCAAGAAGAGCAACAUGGGGUAGGAGGAAAAAUAUUUAGCAAAAAGCUGCUGAAAUGGAGAAUGCUUGGAGAGGGCUAUAGCAGUCAGCUGUCCAUUAAUGAGCAGAGGUACGUCUUCAAAUUAGCAUUUCGGAUGUGGAGCGAAAUUAUGCCACUGGAUUUUGAAGAAGAUAACACGUCCCCAUUAUAUGCAGUGGAUAUUAAACUAGGAUUUGGAACAGGUAGUUACACUUCUUUACACUUCCAUAUUAUGUGAUUUUUGCUUUAUAUAAAUAUGUAUGAGUUAUUGUUUGCAGAAACAUUUACUAUAAAUAAAUCAAAUUUAAUUGAAUGUUUUCAAGGUUUUGGUUUGCACACAGCUGCUUGCAGUGCCCACCAGAAGGUGGGGGCACUGCAAGGAGCAGGCAGGCCAAUGGCCUGUCAUGGGCAGCCCAGGAGAUGGCCAUACCACCACCUAUAUGGCACCCCCGAAGCGGACACUUAUUAAGCAAGGCACAGUAGCCACAGUGCUUACCCCAUGUGGCAGGUGCAUACUCUACAGACACAUGGUGAGAUUAUGUGUUGGUCAUUAAAAGUGUGUCUGUCAGUGAGUGUGUCUUUCAGCGUGUGAGUGUUUUAAAUCCAUGAGAUUGUGUGUCUCUUAUUGAGUGUGUGUCAGUGUUUGUCAGUGAGUGUGUUUGUUCCAAAUAACUGAGAUUGUGUGUCUGCCUUUGAGAGUGUGUGUCUGCGUGUUUUCAGAAGCAUUAAUGUAUAUGUACUUUUUGAAAUCUUUGAGUGACAUUUCUCUGUAUAAUAAUGUUUGCUUUUGGUGUCUGCUGAAUUGGGUUGUUUGUUUCUCCUGUGUGCUUUGGACAUAUCCCUUCAUAUCAAGAUUCAUUUUUUUGUUUUUAAGAAGCAUUAAUUUAUCUCUCACCAUGUAUUGGGCAAAUAGCUCAUUUGGCAAAUUCUAUGGUGACAUGACAUCUAUCCUCCUCUCCAUAUAAUGUCUGCUAUAAUUGUGCCAGCUGAAUAUGAUUUAUGUGUUUUAUUGUAGUGAAGGUAUAUAUGCAACAAGCUGGAAUUGUUUUAUUUUUUUUAUUGAUAAAUUUUAGUUGUGUGUACCCUUGUCUGCAUAGUUGCUAACUAUUGCUAUCAAUGGACUGUCUGACAGACCAAAAUGGGCAUUAAAGGAGAGGUUUGCCUGUCUGAAUGGCUGACAUUACAGUAAUACUGUUGUAUAACUACUAAUACUAUACUAUCACAUAGCGAUACUGUAAUGUUGUGCUAUUAACCACGAGAGAGAGGCUGCGCUGUACCAAAAUUAUCAAGAAACAAUUUCAGGUUUACAUUCGCACAAACAUUCAGUGCGCACAAAAUUAUGGAUCAGGAAAAAGAGAAAAUAAAUAAUUGCAUAGCAGAAAGAUGUUGGCCUGAUUUUUGUUUUGGGGUGGGGGGGGGGGGAGAAGGGUGGACGUUGGCAGCAUUAGGCAACAGCAUCAUAAGAAAAAUGACCCAAAGUUUUGAGGGAGACCAUACAGACCAUACUGUCCCUCUGAAUUUUAAAACCUACCAACGUCCAAGCCUAUCAUCCAAAGUUAUUAUUUAAACGGCCAAAUGUAAAAAAUAUUGCAUAUUCCCGAUAAUUAUAUAUGAGCUAAAUCACAAACAAAGGUUUUACCACAUCUCCCUUUAUAAUGAACACUUUCAUAUGCACAUAAAAGUGCACAGAAAUAUAGAUAAUAUAGGUACAAAGAUAAUUAUCUCUCUCUGAAAUGUGCACUUGAGCAAACCCUCUCCAUUCUUGAAUAAGCGACUCUGGGUUAAGUUUUAUAAAGCAGACGAGAAAUAAAUCACUUGUACGAUAAGAUCAUUGUGCUGAUAUUCUAUGUACCACUUCUAUUUUACUAAAUGUCUUUAUUUCAAGGAUCACUUCAAUCCAACGCUAAGAGAUUCUUUCUCUAAGUAAUGUCACUUUGCCUCUCUCACCUUCUCAGGUCGGCAUUUAGGAUGUACUCGGACGUUUGAUGGCUCAGGGCAAGAGUUUGCACAUGCUUGGUUCCUAGGUGACAUUCACUUUGAUGAUGAUGAGCAUUUUACGGCACCUAACAGUGACAAUGGCAUUAGCCUCUUGAAAGUAAGUACUUUUUUCUUUUCUUUCCCACUGUCAAUUUACUUAUACUUAAAGGACAGAUCAUGUCAUCGUCGGACAUACCAUGUGCAUUUUGCAAGCUAUGUAUAAAUAAGUAUAAUACCUAUUCUUACUAUUGUAUAUAAUGUUUUUGCAGAAAAAUUGAGGAUUCAUUAUCGUUUGCACUGCAGACUUCUUUUCGGUCAGUGGCUGCUUGUACAGAAUUUUAAUUUGGGUGAAAUAGCUCAUGAAUUGUUCAGAUAUUUACUUUAAGGCCUAGGCUGCCUGAUUCGGAUGAGUUUUGAUUUGGAACUUGUCCAGAUCAAUUCAAAGGCAGUUUGGUAAAUUACAGAUGAUCGUAAAUCUAGUGCACUACCUCCAAAUUGCCCAAUUUCUCUGCUGAAUUAUUUUCUCAGAGAUUGCCUUACGAAAUUCCGAGCUUAGUGAAUAAGACUAGAUAGCUCAGCUACUUUUUAUAAAAUGUUUUUUUUUUUUUUAAAUAUUAAUGAGAAAUAAAUGUAUUGAAACUGAACUCAUGAAAAUGUAUUACUGGUCUCUAGUUUCAGUACACAGUUACAAAAGAAUGGUUCGAUUCCUGGCACAUACUGACAAAUAAAGAGAAAAGUUCAUUACAAUGUUUGUGCCCAAUUGGGAUCUGUUAAAUAAAUUUAUAGUAUGUGUAAACUGAUUGCAUUAUUGCUGUUCUUCUGAGUGUCAUAACAUUGUAACAGGCAGUAAUAAAGUAUAGAGCAAUACCCCCAACACUGUAGGGGGUAUUGCAGGGUCUAGUUUUGUUUAACCCCUUAAGGACACAUGACAUGUCUGACAUGUCAUGAUUCCCUUUUAUUCCAGAAGUUUGGUCCUUAAGGGGUUAAAAAGGAGUGUGGCUGACUGGUGAAUGUGUACAUCAUUAUUUUUUUUUUUACUGUUAAAAAACCACUAUACGUAUUCCUGACACUAUAGUGAUAAAAUCACUGUUUAAGUUUUGGUCUCCCUUUGAAAAGGUAUUUUUUUUUUUUUUUAAUUUGUAUUUUAUUGUUUUCAAAAUGCAGAAAGGGAUACAGAAGGAAAAAGGGUAGGUUAAUGGGGGUACACAUCAUUCUGUAUUUUUCACAUCGGUUAGCAGUUGGUAGAACAAAGGACAGUUUUAUUACAUAUACUCACUCGGUACAGUAAUAUUUACAUGCUUGUACAGUAUACUUUCUUUUGAUCACGUUUGUGCGAUUGCCUUUAUUCUUGUGCUAUUAAAUGUCUAGGUAGAUGCUGAAGUGAGAUGUACUCUUGUUUACCAUAAUUGGUUUUACGGUGCGUUGGUAGUGCGUUGCUGGCUACCAUUAAUUAAUUCAGUACAGCUCCUUGUUAUUUUUCUCAGAGUAGCUUAAUCCUGAGUACGUGAGUUAGUGGUGCACUUUGAUUUAUCUUGUCCCUGUGGACCAAGUGGGCAAGUUGUUGGGUGAUCCCCCAUGUAGGGGUUAGAACUUGAUAUGGGAUGGGGAAAAGGGGAGUUGAAUCAUUGGUGGGGCAGGUGGGGGGAGGGGGGUGAGUGUGUCAAUUUUGCUUAUGGGUUUUGCCGGUGUCUGAGCUUGGGUCGUCGGUAUAAUCGCAAUGGGGGUGGUUUCUUAUGCUUGUCAGUUUGUUGAUGGUUCAUGUCUGACCUUUUUGUCUCGUCCACCUCUCCCUCCCAGUCCCCCCAGCUGAUAUCAAAUUGAAGGUUUUUUUUGUGGAGAUAGUAUCGCCAUUCUUUCGUAUAUUUUGUACUGGGUGAGUUUGGUUUGGAGUUGAGCUAAGGAAGGGCAGAUUUGAGAUUUCCAAUGCAGUGCUAUUAUGUUUCUCGCAGCUAAUAUGGUAAGGGCUGUCAUUUGCUUUUGCCCGAAGGUUAGGUAAUCUGGGAGUAACAACAAAAGGCAAGAGGCUUUCGUUAAUGGGAAUGUGGGUGUGCCCAAUUGCUCCAGCGUUUUGGUUACCACCGUCCAAAGGGGUUGGAUGUUGUCUCAUGACCACCACAGGUGCUCCAACGUGCUCGUAGAUGUGUUACAUCUCCAGCAAGUCUGGGGCGUGUUGGGAUAUAUGCGGUGGAGUCUCUGUGGGGUCAUAUACCAGCGGUAUAGGAGUUUUUUAUGGGCUUCGAUUAUUAUUUGGACAGGCAGUUGAGAGCACGUAACCAGUCGUUGUCUGUCAGUGUCGCUCCGCAGUCCGUCUCCCACUGAGCUUUAUAUGUGUGUGGCUUAGUUGCUGCAAGUUCUUGCCAUGCCUUGUAGCAUAAUGUGAGUGUUUUGGGUUUGUUGGGUGAUGCCUAGCAUUGUCUAAAAUUAAAUAUGAGGUGGUUCUAGCUGGGUCUUUAGAUUUUUGUGGUGGAGACGUGUGUGCCUGUAGAGCACUUUUUAUUUGUAAGUAGGAGAAAAUUGCUCAGUUCGGUACUUGCCAUUGCGUUUGCAGGACUGGGAAUGGGAUUAUGCCUUUGGUGUCUAGUAAUUGUGAUAUUUUGUGUUAUCCCUGCCUCAGUCCAACCUUUGAGGGGGAUUUCUGGUACAAUUGCUUUAAGAACUGCGAUUGGCAAUUUGGUAUGUAGUGUGUUUUUGUGGCCUAUCGUCUCCAUGAACGUGUCCCAUAGAGAUAUCGUGAGGUGUGUAGUUGGGAAUAGGUCAGUGCAUCUGGUUAUGAAUUUCUUGGGUGUACAUAGGUAAUCAAUUAAAGGCAUUUCUUUAAAUUGUGCUCUUUCCAUGUCAACCCAUUGGAGCGUGCCGGGCUGGGCAUGGAGGAGUAUGCCGGUUGAGAGUAUCACUGCUCUCUGGUAUUGUUUAAUGUUUGGGAGUCCCACUCCUCCCAUUUGUGGUGCGGUUUGGAGGAGUGCCAGGGACACCCUGGGUCUUUUACCACCCCAGAUAUAAGUACCACAUAGUUUUUGUAGUGCUUUGCAGUAGUGGGGUGUCAUCCCAAGGGGUAUCAUUCUAAAAAUGUAGAGGAUAUGGGGGAGAAUCAUCAUUUUGUACGAGUUGACUUUCCCUAACCAGGAGAUUUUUGUGUGUUUCCAUUUGUUCAUUUAUGACUUGUAUAGUGUUAGAAGAGGGUUAUAGUUUAAUUGCGAAGUGAUAGAUAUUGAGGGUGCUAUCUUCACCCCUAAGUAUGUUAUUGAGUUUGAUUUCCAUUCAAACGGGUAUGAGGUAUGUAGUGUUCAUAGCAGGGGUUUUGGCAGGUUUAAAGGUAGGGCUUGUGUCUUAUCCUGAUUCAGGCGAUAGUAUGAAAUGUUACCGAAUUGUUGUAACAGAUCAAGUAAGGGAUCAAGGGAGCGUUUAGGGUCCGACAGUGCUAUAAAGAUGUUGUCCGCAAAUAAAGCUAGGCUAUACAUCUUGUCAUGGAUAUUGACACCUACUAUCUUGGGAUGUGCUUUGAAAAGGUAUUUUACUCACCUUUAUUCCAGCACUGUGCUGAUCUCGCCUUGCUUCACUUCCAUAGUUGAGAUCAUCAAACAUGAUGAUCUCAGCCAAAGCAAUGCUUUGGAGGCUUUUGCGCAUGCAUGGAACACCAUGCUGUGCCAAUCAGCAUCUCCUCAGAGAGAUGCAUUAAAUCACAGAAGCUCUAUGGGAAAUGUUCAGCGUCUCCAAGCAGCACUGACACAGCAAGCACCUCUAGUUUCCGUAUGAGAGCCACUAGAGGGGUAAGUAGGCAGCAAUUUAAAAACUGACUUUUCUCUGAAAAGGCAGUGUUUACUUUAGAGGGAAAAAAAAGCCUGCAUGGACAGCUACAAAAAAAAAGCAAAGGAAAGAUGACGAAAGAAAAAGAAAUGAUAGAGUUAGAGUGGAAAAAAAUGGGUAGUCAAGUUUAUUGUUCAGAAAGUCACAUGCCUCCACCAUGGGUAACAGAGGACUGAUUGUUUAGCUUGGCUCUCAAGGAUGGAAAGAGAAAGGAUUGGUUCGACACUUUUGGCAAACUCAGAGAUGUGUAGAACACUACGUGUCCAGUUUUGGUUAGGCUUUAGAAACUCUGCAUUCCCUCAAAUCCAUCUGAUGUUGGUUGCUGAUGUGCUAGUGAGCAAGAGAUCUGUGCUUUCAGUGGUUCACAGUAAUAAAAGCCUAAAAGACCUUGCGAUACGAUGUCACAUUGUGUCACUUUCAGUCUUUGCUAACGCAGACCAAUUAUGAAGUAGUGUUGAUCUGUAACUCUGAGAAAGUAUGCAGUGUGGGGGUGACGACUCCCUGUUGCUUGGAGCUCAUUCAUUCAUGGAAUCUGCUUCUCUUAUUCCAUUUCCGUUAUAUAUUCCAUCCCGAUGUGAUAGAAUUAAUUAGGAAAACUGACAAAAAUAAGACCCAGCAGCAUACGUGCAGAGUAUUUUCCCAGAACAUACAUACUAAAAUCUAUUCUCCCCAAAGAAACUUGCAAGGUAAAAACAAAAAAAAGAAAAUAUAUAAAUAUUGCAUAACUUUGAAUAAACCGACAAGUUUUUUGAAUGCUGAUUAUCAAGGCACAGAAAGGGACAUUUUCCUAUUGAAUAUUAAAAAAAAUGUAAUUGAUGUUCACUUGACUUAACAAUGAUUGCCGUUCUAAUGAAAAGUAUUAUAAAAGUUAAAGUAUUACAGAGAUUUAAAAAACAAAAAACAAAAAAAAAACCACUUUUGCUUGAGAAUAUAAAAUUUUAUAAACCCGUCUCCCUGUGGAAAGUGUCUGUCUUCCCCACUGAUAUCUUUGAGCGUUACAUUUUUUUUGAUAUGGUAAUUCACUGCAGGCUUUGUUACUUCAAUGUAUGUCUCGCUGGGAUAAGGGUUUGUGUAGGUUACAUGCUGAUAUGGUAAUAAAGCAGUUCAUACAGUGGUAAUAGUACAAUGGGGGUCUAUUCACUAAACAGUAAGUUCUGCUGCAAUCAAAAACUAGGUCAAAAUAGCCAAACUGGAAAUAAUCUACUACUUAAAGGGCAUUUUCCAGCUACGUCUUUUGUUCUAAAUUUUAGUGUGUUGCUGGAAAUCAUGAUUUAGUAAAUAUCUCACUUUGUUACAUAGUUACAUAGCUGAAAAGAGACUUGCGUCCAUCAAGUUCAGCCUUCCUCACAUAUGUUUUUUGCUGUUGAUACAAAAGAAGGCAAAAACCCAGUUUGAAGCACAAUUUUGCAACAAGCUAGGAAACAAAUUCCUUCUUGACCCCAGAAUGUCAGUCAGAUUUAACCUUGGAUCAAGCAGUUAUUACCUUACAUUGAAAGAUUAUAUCCUUGAAUAUUCUGUUUUUGCAAGUAUGCAUCUAGUAGCUGUUUGAACAUCUGUAUGGACUCUGAUAAAACCACUUCUUCAGGCAGAGAAUUCCACAUCCUUAUUUUUCUUAGAGUAAAAAAACCUUUCCUUUGCAUUAGACGAAAUCUUCUUUCUUCCAGUCUAAACGCAUGACCUCGUGUCCUAUGUAAAGUCCAGUUUGCGAAUAGAUUUCCACACAGUGGUUUGUAUAGGCUCCGAAUAUAUUUGUAUAAUGUUAUCAUAUCCCCUCUCGACGUUUUUCUAAACUAAACAGGUUUAAAUUUGUUAAUCUUUCUUCAUAGCCGAUAUGUUCCAUUCCUUUUAUUAAUGUAGCCCGCCUCUGCACUUUUUCUAGUGCCAUAAUAUCCUUCUUUAGAACAGGUUCCCAAAAUUACACAGCAUAUUCAAUAUGUGGACCUACCAGUGAUUUAUAAAGAGGCAAAAUGAUAUUCUCGUCCCGAGAAUGAAUGCCUUUUUUCAUGCAUGACAAUACCUCACUGGCCUUGGCCACUGCUGAUUGAAAUUGCACAUUGUUGCAUAGUUUGUUGUCUAUAACAAUUCCCAAGUCCUUUUCGUGUUGUUAUCCCUAAUUUGCUUCCAUUAAGGGUAUACGUUGCUUGUGUAUUCUUUACGCCAAAGUGCAUAACUUUGCAUUUUUCAACAUUCAAUUUCAUCUGCCAUUUGAGUGCCCAGUCCCCCAGUCUAUCUAAAUCCCUCUGCAGCAAAGUAAUAUCUUGCUCACAUUGUAUUAUUUUACAAAGUUUUGUCAUCUGCAAACACUGAAACAUGACUUUCAAUGAUGUCUUCAAGAUCAUUUAUAAACAUGUUAAAUAGAAGGGGUCCCAGAACAGACCCCUGAGGGACACCACUUGCCACCUCUGUCCAGCUUGAAAAUGUAACAUUAAUGACAACUCUUUGUACUCUGUUUUUAAGCCAAUGUUCUACCCAAGAACAAGCAUUUUCAUCUAGACCGAUUUCCUUGAGUUUGAACACUAAUCUAUUGUGUGGAACUGUAUCAAAUGCCUUGACAAAAUCCAAAUAGAUCACAUCCACUGCAACACCCUGAUCUAUACUUCUACUUACUUCUUCGUAGAACGCAAUCAAGUUAGUUUGACAUGACCUGUGCUUCAUAAAACCAUGCUGAUUUUCUGAUAACCAUGUUCUUCUCAAGGAAUUCUUGAAUAUUAUCCCUUAAUAACCUUUCAAAUAUUUUCCCAGCCACAGAAGUUAAGCUCACAGGUCUAUAAUUUCCAGGCAAUGAUUUUGAACCCUUUUUGAAUAUAGGAACCACAUCGAGUGGCAAAUACUCUAUGUAAAGAGCAAUAUUGUUCAGUUACUGAAUUAUAAGUAGAACACUGUGUUUGACCUGGUAAAUUAGAAGCCCUGUGACACCUGUUGUUUAAGACUCCUAAAUGUCAUGUACGGUAGCUUAAAGGGACACUAUAAGCACCCAGACCACUUCAGCUAAUUGAAGUGGUCUGGGUGCUGUGACCCUUUUGCACUUAGUGCUGCAAUGUAAAACAUUGGAGUUCCAGAGAACUGUAAUGUUUACAUUGCAGCUCUAAGUCUGCCACUAGAAGGCUUCCGGAAUCCAAACAGACUUUUGGUCCAUUAUCUGACGUCCUCAUGAACCUCCAGCAUCAGAUUUUCCCCAGAUUUUUGGCCAUCGUCAGCCGGCGCGUGAGGAGCUUGGGCGGAACCUGACCCAGCACCAAGGGACAUCGGCGCUGGAUUCAGGUAAGUGGCUGAAGGGCUUUUAACCCCUUCAGCGACAUGGGAGAGGGGCCCAGAGGGGCGGGGGGGGGGGGAUCUUUUAAUGACUGUUUUCCUGGCACUAUAGAAUCCCUUUAAAAAAAGUCAGCUGUUGUCAUGUGAUACCGUGUACCUUGUUGUUGUUAUUAUUAUUAGCAUUUAUGUAGUGCCAUCAUUUUAUGGAGCACUUUACAAUUAUGCAUUGAGGAUAUUUAACAAUAAAUAAUUAACACACGAAAAUAAUGUUGACAGACGAAAGCGAUGCAGAAGGCCCUGCUCAAACAAUGACAAUUAUUUAUAUAGUACCAACAUUUUCUGCAGCGCUGUAGAAUAGGUUAAAAAAAAAAGACAAACUUCUAAUAAAAUACAUUUGACAAACAGGAAAAGUCGGCUAGGAAGGCCCAGCCCAAACAUGCAUAAAAUCGUCAAAAUUAAGCCGAGCGCUCAGACUUCCUCUACUCCUGGGUGGCAGAAACGACUAUGGUACACAUCUGCCCCAAUACAUACAAUAAAAAGCAAAGAAAUGUUUCUUGCGCACUAUUCCAAAUCCCUAUGCACAUUUAAAUAACUGGCAUUUUUUUAUAUCACUCCGAUGGCCAUUUAAGCUUACGAUCUAGUUCAUUAGCAAUCAUGACUGAGAAUCCCAGAAAACUUAGUUCACAAAAGUUCCACUACCGAACCAGUCAUUGAUGUAUUUAUAUUCAUUCUUUCACAGAACACCACGUAGUGCAAGACCUUCUGCUGGAUAUUCUGCAAGAUACAUCUUAAUAUAAAACCUCAAACCUUCUUCAAUUUCUAUACUUUAAGGGUGGUCAAAAGAUAGAUUCAUGGCUGAUGUAGGAUAACUACUCCAAUAAAGCUUUGCCAGCAUUAAGGUUUUUAGCGUCCCCUAGUUUAAAGUGUUUCCCAAAGUUACACCCACGUGAAGGUUACACAUUAAAACCAAUACAAUACACAGUGGAACAAAGAAUGACAUUGAUGGCAUUGGUUAGUGGCUAGUUAUACAGGCGGACUAGCAAGGGCAAAACCUGAAUUGACGGAUUUGGGCCACCAAUUACAUUGUUCUCAGUUCCUUAUAUGCCCAAAUGGACGGCAUCCAGAGUACUUUAAAUAUUUGAGUUCCAAAGGGGUUGUGUACUUGCAGGGGUCAAAUGUCAAUCUAUAAGUAAGAUUUGUCUUAUAAUAUGAUUUUUUUUUUUUCCUCAAGGUUGCAGUUCAUGAAAUCGGUCACGUUUUGGGUCUCUCUCACAUCUACCGACCCGGUUCAAUUAUGCAGCCCAAUUACAUUCCCCAAGAAUCAGGGUUUGAAUUGGACUGGUCUGACCGAAAAGCAAUACAAAGCCUAUACGGUAAGAGUAAUCUGUGUGGGGCAGCUAGUUAAAACUCCUAAAAUAGAGGUUUUUUUUUUUUUUUAGGAUUUGAAAAGGUUAGAGGUUUAUCAAAAUAGAAAGUAGCUUGGGGCUUCCCGAGGGAACGUGCGUCAAAAAACCAAUGAGAUUAAUGAUCCACACUACACCACAUCCAUCCAUCUCACCGUGCCAUGCAGCUUGCCUGCCUUACUGUACAUAAAUAGAUCACUGUUGGCUACUGUACAGCCAUUAGAUGGAUCUUAAGAAAAUUACUUUUGGAUUAUGGCUGUCACUGUGCAAAAUUGAUGACUAUGCUGUAAUAAUAGUGUGCCACUGGUGCAUAUUAAUGCAUUGAAAUCUCAACUUAGAAUUUAAUUUAACCAAUUUGAAGCCAGGGGAUGUGUAAGUGAAGCAGGAAUCUAUUUUACAACUCUAGCACACGCUUGUAAAAGUGUUUAAUAAACUCAUUAUUUGUGGUUAACCUUGUCAGCAAGUGAUGGGUUUUCUUAGAAGCUCACUAUGAGUAAUCUCGUCAUACUAAAGGCUUCAAUUAAAUAUUGUUUGACAAGCUUCCAAAAUGACUUAAUAUUUUGGAUAAACUGUUAUUAGUAAAUUAUUUUCUCAACAUAAUAAAAUAGCAAAAAUAUAUCAUAUAUAUAAAAAAAUAAUAUUUUUCAUAAUAUUAAAUUGCUUAAGUGUGUAUCUAAAAAUAUGAAAUCAUUUGAAAAGCUCAUUCAACAUUAUUUAUCGAGGCCUAAGUAGGAUCCAAGGUUCCCCCAUCUGAGAGCCUAUUAAUUUUCUUAAAGGAACAUUUAAAGCAUUAGGAAUUCAAACCUGUAUUUCGAAGUCUGUAGUGUCCCUGUCUGCCAAACCUCCUCGUUCACCAUAAAUUAAAUUUAAAAAGAAAAAGAAAGGCUUUUCCAUCAGAGACUCCCUUGGUGAUGCUGUCCUUUCCUCCUCCCUCAACAUAAUUGAGGAGGCAUGGCUUUCUCUGGUGAUGGUCCAAUCCCAAGCUUCUCCUGGAGAAGCAUUGGGGACCUGAUGCUCAUGUGCAGUAAGUGCUGUGUGAGCAUUCAAGUUUCCCCAUAGGAAAACAUUGAAUUCAGUGCUUUCCUAUGAGCACCAAUCUGUGAUGUUCGACGUUUAACACCGCUUGACCAAGUUUUACUCUGUCGUUGCAGUGGAAGCGUCUCUAGUCUGACAGUAUGAGCUUGUUUAACCCUUCAAAUUAAACAUUACCAUUUUUGAAAAACAGCAAGGUUUUACCUUGAAUGGAUAAAAUGACCGGAUAACUGCACCCAGGCCACUUCAGUGAGAUGAAGUGGCAUGGGUGAUUGUAGUGGUCCUUUAAUAUGCUAAAUGCAAGAAGGAUAGGGAGUUCAUUACCAGACUAUAUGUGGUCUGUGCUGCGACCCACAAUAGGUUAAAACACAGGAAUUCAGACUGGCACAAUUCCUCAAACAAGGCAUGAACAGAAGGUGAAACAUCUUUAUUUAAAAUACAAAUAAAUACAGAUUGCAUAUUAUAUGUGACAAAUGUUUUCGCUCACUUUAUGUUACCAACUGUGUGUAAUCAUUUUAUAUUCUUUUCCUGUGUCAAAAUAAAUUUUAUUUUUAUGCAGAGUAAACUUAUCACGGAUGAGAGGUUGAGAGCACAAGCCAUUAUUUCUGAUUAUAACAGAAGGUGUUUUAUGGGGAAGUUUGUUCUUGACUUGAAAUUGUGACAUGCAGCUGUGAAACUAAAUGCAGAUUACACGUGUUGUAAUGUUAAAAACAGACCUACCCCCGUGCACGAGGUUUAUCAACAAAGUAACAAUCCGUUCGUGCACCUGUCUGACUAAGACAGUAACACUUAGAAAUGGUAAAAGCCUAUUUCUGAUAAAGUGAUUCUUUUUGUUGUUGUUUUUAUAUAUAUAUAUAUAUAUAUAUAUAUAUAUAUAUAUAUAUAUAUAUUCUUUUUUCCUCUUUUUUUUAAUUUACCUAUUUUUUCCACUUUUCUUGUUCAUUCUCGGACAGCUCUAGGCUCCCUGCUAUUGAACGUUUUGUACGAAGGAUUGUUAAGCAUUUUUUUUUCGUUCUUGGCUUUCAUAUAAAGAAUCACGGCAUGCAGUGGAUUGCAUUCAGAAGACAGAACAUUAAACAAGUAAAUUAGGCCAUCUUUUUACUGGUUUUUCUCACAUCCAGGUGUCACAUUAUCAUUUUUUUUUUCCUCAGGACGAAAGCAAUCUUUAUAAAGUGUCUUUUUGACACAGAGAGCGAGAAAUCUUCUUUCCUGUUCGUCAAAUAAUUCUACAAGUUCUGAAUAAAUCUUUCUAGAAGCCUGCUGAAAUACAGCAAUCUUCUAAAGCAACAUUUAGUCUGGUUUUUGUCUGAUCGCACAUACCUAAUAAACAGUGCUUAUGUCAUGUAAAGCAUUUCAUUCAUUAAAAGAAUAUGAUACAGAAAUCCAGUAAAGGCUGCAAAAUCUCUUACCAUAAACAUAAACAGCGAUCUAUAAUUAAGACUGGGAGGGGGGAGAGAGAAUCGUAAUGUGUUUUUCACUGUACUUGUAUAUCACAGAAUGUUAGAUCUUUAAAUGUUCUCCCUUAUUGUAUUCUACAUGAAGUCCAACAAAAAUUUGAAAAAUAUUACAAACGCCUAAAGUACUUUAGCUCGCUGAAGUGUUUUAUGUGUGUAGUGUAUCUUAUUUCAUUUUGCAAAAAGUGCAGAUUUCAAUCAAAAUUGCUCUUUUAUAAAUUAACCUUUUUAUACACCCUGGCUGUCAAACAGGCAACUGGUCCUAUGUUAUGUUAUGGUGGGUUAGAUCAAUGGAGGUAAAUUCAGGUGUCAGACAUUUGCAUUGCAAAGAUUUCUCAUUGAGCUGCAAUGGAAAGUCUGUGAUUGGACAGCUACAGCAGGUCUGGGCAGGGUUGGAAGGGGAGGGCUUGCAAAGACUGCAGAGUACCAUGUGUUCUGCAUAGUACUAUUUGUACAAAUUUUUAAGACGUGAUAGUGAUCUACGGACCCGCCAUUUUAGCACUUUUGUAUUCGAUGGAAUUUGUUAGUUAUGUAUAUUUCAGUUAGUAGUUGGUUUAGGAAAUGGGGUAAAACGCGCCAGGGUUGAGGUAACCUCAAUCUCACGUUCUAGAUGUAGGGAUUGGCAUCGGAAACAAAAGGGUCUGGGAGUUGGGGUUAACGUAAUUAAAUUGAGGAUUAGGGGUAAAGGGGAAAGUUUGGAUUUAACUUUCGAGGUAUUAAGAAGCAUGACCGACUUAUACUCGGUCGUUGCAGUGGAUGCAUCUCUAGUGGCUGUCAACAUGGUAGCGUCUCAAGGUUAUUGGUAUUAGAAUUGGACAGAGCUUAACGUAUGGUUCCCAUCAAUUACGGCAACACGGAUUCCAAAACAUCACUUAGAUCUGUCAGUCAUCCUGAACUAAUUAAAGAUCCCUCAUCAGAUGAGUUGCUAAUUCAGUUUUGCUUUAUUUAAAGUACUUUUUCUUUAAUUUUGCUUUCAGGUUCUUGUGAAGGACCUUUUGAUACAGCCUUUGAUUGGGUUCAUAAGGAGAGGAACCAAUAUGGGGAGAUGGUUGUGAGAUACAACUCUUACUUCUUCAGAAAUGGUUGGUACUGGAUGUACGAAAAUCGAAAUAAUAGGACACGGUACGGAGAUCCAAUUCCUAUAUCUACAGGUUGGCCAGGAAUUCCCAUCCAGAACAUUAAUGCUUUUCUUCACGUGUGGACUUGGACUAGAGAUGCCACUUAUUUUUUCAAAGGUAUGAGCUAUUUUUUGGUAAAAAUGUAAUGAACAAUUUCUUGCCAAUAUGGGCUUCUCAUCAAUAUUUUCUUUUCUCAAAGAUGCUCUUUUCCAUACAUCUGAAUUGUAGAAUCUGAUUCUGAUUGGUCCCAGUAUCACAUAUGCUCUGCAGUCUUUUAUAAUCAGCAACUGUCUUUAAGGGUCUUAAAAUUGGCAUGCCAUUUCAAGAUGAGUACCAGUGGGAAACAUUGGGAACACUGUUUUAAACUGCAUUUAUAUGUAAAAAUAAACAAAAAUUUAAAAAAUAUUAGUGACCAUGUAAUUUUGAUGUGGGUUCAAGGCAGACAUAAGCCAUUUUGAAGAUUCCGGCCUUCCAGGUCUCAGUGCAGAUUAGAAAGUUAUGACUACUUACAGACACAUAACUUUAAUUGUUGGACUUCAAUUACCAUAAUUUACAGUUCCUGUUGGACUUCCAACUCCUGUCACAGCCAGUCAGAGUUGUAAUUCAAAAACAUACUGGAGAAGCAUGGGUUUAUUAGCAAUUUAUCUCUCUGGGCUUUGUAAUCAGAUAGCUAAGAUUAAUAUCUUAUUUCCUUAAUAUUAAAUAUAGCUGAUAUUUUAAAAUGAAAAUAUAAUUUCUGUGAAACAAAAAAGUUCAUAAUAAAUACCGUAGUUCAAUCUCCUUAGUUAUUGUUAACUUCCUAUAGAUAAGGCAUUAACAUUACUUUAUGAGUAGUGGGCAGAUUGGUUUUAAUCACAAACCACUUUCUUGUCUGGCAUAUUGUAAAUUCAGAGAGAUUUACUGAGAUACUUGAUGUAACAUUUGAAUUUGAAGUUGAAUGAAGGUCUAGCAUGCAUUUGUAUGGUAAGAAAUCUACAAACAGGAAUUACCUGAACAUUUUGCAAACAGUGUAUGUACUCUUUAUCAUCAACUAACAAAGCUAUAGCAAAUUAGCUGGAAUUAUCAUAUAACAAAAAAAAGGCUGCAGAGCGUAUGUGAUAUCUGCAAUCAGACAUAUUUUGUGAUUAACUGCUGACUACAGGAUUUUAUAAGACAGUCACUUUAGAUGUACACUAUUCGCACCAUUUUUUUUCAUUCUACUUCCACUUUUUACAUAAAACCAAAGGCUGUGGUAAUUUUAUAUAUUUUAUUUUAAAAGGGGAGUCUUCAUGAAAUAAUAAUUUUGUACGUUUUCCUGUUUCAAAAGGUCAGUGAUGAUUAACAAAUAUAUAUUUAUAUAUGAAAUGGCAGAAAGAGUUCAAAUCUGUGCAGUAUUCUAACUACAGAGUCUGAGUGACAUUGCAUUCAUUGACAGCAAGUAGUGGGGAUAGAUAUACACAGAAUAAAACUGGGGUGUUUAAAGGAAUUCUAUUGUGUAAGGAAUACAAAUCUGUAUACCUAGUGUCCCCAGCCCCCUCCCAGCCUCCCUCAAACAACUUCGGAUUACUCACUCGAUUCCAGCGCCAAAAUCCCUCAGCGUUCCGCCUCUUCCUUAAUCUGACGGGGGACCUAAUGUGCAUGCGUGGCGAUUGCAUUAGGCCCUCCCAAAUAAAGGCACUGAUUCAAUGCUUUCUUAUGUGGAUUAUAAUGAUGCUGGAUGUCCUCAUGCAUAGCGUGCAUAGCAUCAGUUAUGUGACCUGGAGUCCAUUAGGAUCCAGUAUGCGCCUCUAGUGGCUCUCUGAUUGACAGCCACUAGAGGCAAUCAUAGUCCUGCAAUGUAAUAAUCGCAGUUUAUCAAAAACGGCAAUGAUUUACAUUGCAGGACUAAGUGGAAUCUGGAUAUUGCACCCAGACCACUUCGAUAAACGUAAAUGGUCUUGGUGCUGUCAGAGAUAUUGUGUAGGAAGGAAAUAUGUAUAUAUUGUGUGAUUAAAAAAAUACAUGCAUAAUAGCAAAAACACAAUUUAGCUAAUAUGCCAUAAGGUGCUAAAGUGAAGAAACAAGAUGUUUUUCUCAAAGUAUGACCCUGUCAGCUAAAAGAGCCACACAGUGAGUAAUACAUCUGUAUCAAUAAAAGAUAAGAAAACAGAUAAGACAAGUAUGUGUUAAUUAAAAGUAUGUGUUCAGCAAACACAUAUAUCACUCAAAGUAUAAAAGUUUCAUUAUAUAUAAAAAUAGAAAUAUAGUGUGAUAUAUCCUAAGUUAGCAAUUUACAUAUAUAGAAAAUAGAUAUAUGUAUGUAAUUAGCAAUAAGGAUAAAGUAAGUAGACAGCUUAAAUAUCCUGACAUUGCCAUAACGCUUAGGUGAGCAAGGACACAUUGGGUUAUUGGUGUGAGAGAGAAAAGAAGAAAUGCUGACCAAAGCAUCUUGAAAUUAAACAUCCCUAAAUUGUCCUGAACAAAGUUUAACCCUAUAUGAUAAUAGCUGGUAACAUUCCUGAUGUAGACCACAGCUCCAUCUACUAUUUAAGAUAUAUAGAAAUAUAUAUCUCAAAAUGACGUCAACAGCCAUUAACAUAAUGACUUGCCACAAAAUGUAAUUGGGCCAGGUCAGAAGGUUAACAUAUAAGGUAUGACAUAUAACCCCAUGAUAAACACACCUAAAAGAUACACAGAGAGACACACAUAAGGAGAAAGGAGAUAGGACACAAUUCUGGGCUAGCUGGUAAAACAUUGUCGUAGAACUUUGUGUAUAGAUCACCUGAGUAAAUAACAAACUCAGUCCAGCUAAGUCUAAUGAAUGGUGUUUACAAUAAGCAAAAAAAACACGUAUUUGUAAAUUGUACUAAGAAGUAAAAAGCUAAGAUUGUAUUUUAAGAUCCUGAAAAAUUGUGUCUUUAAAUUAUAAUAAUCCAUAUGCUGAUAAACUCAUAUGGUUCCUUAUAAAUUAAAAUAGUAACAUUCUGUUAAUUGUCUCAAUCAAUAGUGUAUGAAGAACAUAUCACUAUAUAUAUACACACACACACACACACAUAUAUAUUUAUGUAAUAUUUUUAUAUAGUUAGGUUAUUUUAUUUAUUACAAUGUGCAGGACCUGAAGAAAGUCCAGGGAAUUUAAUUUGCUAGCACUAUAUUUAACCCUGUAACUUUCUAAGACACCAUAAAACCUGUACAUGGGGGGUACUGUUUUACUCGGGAGACUUCACUGAACAUAAAUAUUAGUGUUUCAAAACAGUAAAAUGUAUUACAACGAUGAUAUAGUCAGUGAGUGACAUUUUUUGCAUUUUGGCACUUACACGGACAUAAUUGUGAUCCGUUUUACUGUUUUAAAACACUAAUAUGUGUGUUCAGCAAAGUCUCCAGAGUUAACAGUAUCCCUCAUGUACAGGUUUUAUGGUGUAUUUAAUAGUUACAAAGUUAAAUAAAAGGCUUGCAUUUCAGUUUUUUCACAUUGAAAUUCGCUAGAUUGGUUACGUUGCUUUUGAGACCGUAUGGUAGUCCAGGAAUAAAAAUUACCCCCAUGAUGGCAUACCAUUUGCAAUAGUAGACAACACAAGGUAAUGCAAAUGGUGUAGGUCCAGUCUUUUUUAGAAGCCACUUAGUCACAAACACUGGCCAAAAUUGGCUUUCAAAUUCGUUUUUUGCAUUUUUCACACACAAACAAAUAUUAACGCUAACUUUGGCCAGUGUUUGUGACCAAGUGGCUACUAAAAAAGACUGGACAUACCCCAUUUGCAAUACCUUGGGUUCUCUACUAUUGCAAAUGGUAUGCCAUCAUGGGGGUAAUUCUCAUUCCUGGGAUACCAUACGGUUUCAAAGGCAAUAUAACCAAUCUGGAGAAUUUCGAUGUGAAAAUAAAACAGAAAUAUGUAACAUGUUAUAUUUGACCCUGUAACUUCCCAAAACACCAUAAAACCUUUACGUAGAGGGUACUGUUUUACAUGUGAGCCAUCACUGAAUACAAAGGGAGGGAGGGAAAGGAGUAGGGUGGGGCCAACAAAAUUAUCAGCUGGCAUGGGAUGGGAUGCAGUUGGAGUGGUAGGUGAGACAUGACCCUACUCUUGCAGGCUCUUGUAUGCAAGUCAGAAACAGUUACUUUGGAUAUUUAUAUAUGUGACAUGUUGAGUUCCUAGAUACCCAUAUACUAGGCUUUUUCUUGUAACUAUAUAUCUAAAAUACAAAUACCUGUAGUUGCAAUCGUUUAUAUCCUGUAACUAUAUCCACAAGAUACAAAUACUUGUAGUUACAAUUUAUUAUAUCUCCUGGUGCAAAUCCGAUCUACAAAAUAUUUAGAUGGGUUCUUGCUCGGCAAGGUAUCAGACAUAUUCAAACCUGUUACAACAGGCUUCAGAGUACGGCCCUAUUUUAACUAUUUCAUGUUUUGUCCUUUUUUCUCUUUCUUUGCACUUUCUAAAUCACAAAUUUAUUGUCUUUCGUUCUCAAUAUGUAUACCCAACUAGGGACUCAAAGUUAUUUUUUUCCUUUGGGUUUUUAUAAAUCUAGGCACUAUAUGCCUAUCACUAAAGCCUCUAUUAGGGGUAUCGGAUGGAUAUAGUGCUUGCAUUUUUGUGCAAAUCCUUUUCAGUCUUUCUAAUUAUCCUUACCCUGGGUUAUGCUCACAAUACCCUACAACCCACUACAGCUCCGGUCAGGGGCGUAUUAGCCGCGAGGCAAACAAGGCAUUUGCCUUGGGCGGCAUUUUUCAGGGGGCGGCAAAAAACGCCGCCCCCCAAAUGCCCAAGGCAAAUGCAGGGGUGUAUUAGCCGCGAGGCAAACAAGGCAUUUGCCUUGGGCGGCAUUUUUCAGGGGGCGGCAAAAAAUGCCGCCCCCCAAAUGCCCAAGGCAAAUGUCUUGUUAGCCUCGCGGCUAACAGACAUUCUGGGCGCUGGGCGGCAGUGGCUGCAGCGCUGGGCGAGCGGGCGGGCGAGCGGCCGGCGAGGGAGCUCUUCCCCUGAGCGCUCUGCUCAGCUCCCUCGCGCGCCGCCAGCAGAGUGAGGCUGGGAGCCGGGUUGAUGACGUCAUAUUCCGGCUCCCACCCUCACUCUGCUGGCGGCUGAGGAAACUGGCGAAGCACUGCACUCGGCCGCCCUUCCACCACCAGGGAAGAACCCCCAGCAUUACCAAAGGUAAGGAGGCUGGGGGUUAAAAAAAACUAGUGAGUGUGUGUAUGGAUGUCUGUUAGUGUGUGUAUGUAUGUUAGUGUGUGUAUGUUAGUGUGUGUGUGUAUGUUAGUUAGUGUGUGUAUGGAUGUCUGUUAGUGUGUGUAUGUUAGUGUGUGUGUGUCUGUUAGUGUGUGUGUUUGCCUGUGAGUGUGUCCGUUAGUGAGUGUGAGUGUGUUAGCUAGUGAAUGCGUAUCUGUCAGUGAAUGUGUGUGUGUGUGUGUAUUUAGAAGGCGGAGCAGGGGGGAAGGUUGGGUGGCAGUUGCGCGGGGAGGUGCCUGAGUUUUGUCCUGCCUAGGGCAGCACAAAACCAGGAUACACCACUGGGCAAAUGUCUUGUUAGCCUCGCGGCUAACAGACAUUCUGUGCGCUGGGCGGCAGUGGCUGCAGCGCUGGGCGGGCGGCCGGCGAGGGAGCUCUUCCCCUGAGCGCUCUGCUCAGCUCCCUCGCGCGCCGCCAGCAGAGUGAGGCUGGGAGCCGGGUUGAUGACGUCAUAUUCCGGCUCCCAGCCUCACUCUGCUGGCGGCGCGCGAGGGAGCUGAGCAGAGCGCUCAGGGGAAGAGCUCCCUCGGCGGCCGCCCGCCCUGCAGCCACUGGACCCCAGGGAGAGGAAGAACCCCCCCCAGCAUUACCAAAGGUAAGGAGGCUGGGGGGGGUUAAAUAAAAAAAUUAAAAAAAAACUAGUGAGUGUGUGUAUGGAUGUCUGUUAGUGUGUGUAUGUAUGUUAGUGUGUGUAUGUUAGUGUGUGUGUAUGGAUGUCUGUUAGUGUGUGUAUGGAUGUCUGUUAGUGUGUGUAUGUUAGUGUGUGUGUAUGGAUGUCUGUUAGUGUGUGUAUGUUAGUGUGUGUGUGUGGAUGUCUGUUAGUGUGUGUAUGUUAGUGUGUGUGUGUGGAUGUCUGUUAGUGUGUGUGUGUUAGUGUGUGUGUGUCUGUUAGUGUGGAUGUCUGUUAGUGUGUGUGUUUGCCUGUUAGUGUGUGUGUGUUUGCCUGUGAGUGUCCGUUAGUGAGUGUGUGUAUGUUAGCUAGUGAAUGCGUAUCUGUCAGUGAAUGUGUGUGUGUGUGUAUAUGGAAGGCGGAGCAGGGGGGAAGGUUGGGUGGCGGUUGCGCGGGGGGGUGCCUGAGUUUUGUCCUGCCUAGGGCAGCACAAAACCAGGAUACACCACUGGCUCCGGUGAGGAGUUUUUCCCUCUUUGACCGACGCUGUAUAUUUCCACUCCAUAACCAAUACAUUGGGCUGUUCUUUUAAACGUGAACAUAGCAAGAUUGGCAUUGGCAUUACAUAGAAUUUUAAAGUUAAAUGCCUCACAGCUUAUCAGGUGUGAGAUGUGUGGUGAAGAUAUCACUCAUCUGCCAGUGGGGCAGACGCCUUCUUUAGUGGGCAAAAGACUUCGAUAGAGUCCCCUCUAUCAGGUUUAUAUUUAAAAACCCUAAGUGUCUUACUGUAGUAUUGACUAUGUUUGAGCACAGUAACUGGCAUACUUCAAGUUCUCGAGGCAUCUUAAUAAUGCAGAUAGGUUUUCUUAUAAUUACUUUGUUAAUGUAGUUUUUAUUUUAAAAAGUCCAAAUCUUCUGUUUCUUUAAUAAAUCUUAUAUUUUAUUAGUUUUACCCACACAGGGACUGUACUUUAAUCACUAAUUCCGCACAAAGCAUUAUAAUGUCCCCAAUAAAUUUCACCCUCUGAACCUGCCCCUUAUUAAAAAUAAAUGCAGUUAAUGGGGAAUGACUACAAACAAGGAAUGUGAUUUGUGAGUAGAAAGUAAAAUAAUAAUUAUAAAACAAUAUGCAAUGUAGAUCUCCAUAUAUAAUUUUGUAACAGAAUAAACAUGUCUUUAAUGCAACAACAAUAAACGUUUACCAUGUGACUUCCCUUUCAAGGUAUUCAGUACUGGCGUUAUGACAGAGACAAAGACCAGGCCUACGCACAAGAUUCCCAAGGACAGACUUACCCAAGGCUCAUCUCGGAGGGCUUUCCCGGGAUCCCAAGCCCAAUCGACACAGCUUUUUUUGACAGACGUACUCAACAUGUAUUCUUCUUUAGAGAGACACAGGUAAAUGUAGUUAACCUUUACUUUUGAAGAUUGCAUGAAAGCUACCUUUAAGUAGAAUGUUUUAUGGAUAUUGAUGAUCAUAGUGGGGUCAAUGAAGGAUUGGUUUGUAUAAUAGCAUGUUAACAAAUCAUGCUUUGCUGUACGAAAAUGCCAUCUUCAUUUUUUUCUUUGAUGAAGCAUUGGCAGUGAUAAUAGCCAUCUGGUAUUGUAGAGGCAAUAGAGAGCCUUUGAGUAAGUUAGUUAUGCUCAUUGCUGAUUACACUGUGUCCAUUGAAGCUUUUACCGUUACCUCCGGGGGAUCUUGUUGCCAUGUUGAAUUACAUAAGAUAGCCCAUCAGAAGCUCAUGAUUUACCCUCCACUUAAUAACACGCACACAGAGCUGAGAAUUAAAAUCAUAUCCUAUAUAUAUUAUUUAAAUAUUUUAUAUAAGCCUUGAAUUUACAAGAAUACCUAAUUUUCAUGAUUUAAAAAAAAGAAAGACAUUUUUUUUUUAAUAUGAUGUGUCACUAAACACAAUGUGAUUAUAUAUUCUAAAAACCCCUCCAUUAGCCAAAGCGUACACACACACACUGGUCUAAUUUCCUUCUACCUUCUGCAAAGCACAUUGGAUAUAGAUGCCUGGGUUUAUGAAUGAAGCUGUGUUUACAAUAGGUGGGUUUAUAACAUUGUUUAUAAUUUGAUAGAAUUUUGGGAUUAUGUAUUCUCAAAAACAUCAGGAAAUUCCAUACAAAUUUCCAUCGACCAUGCAUUGCUUACUUAUUGUAUAAAAAUGCAAUGUGACCAGCUAUUCUCAUGGCACAUGUAUGAUAUGCCAGCACAUGCCAAUAUUCCUGCAGAUUUUUUUUUCUUUAGUUUUCUGAGCAGCAAUUCAGACACAAGAUUGUUUUUUGUACUUGAUAUGCUAACUCUGCACGUCAUAUUUCAAAUAAAUCCUAAAACACACAGGGAUAUUUACUAAAGUGAAAAUUCAAAGUUGAUUUAAAAAUGAAUUUCAAGUUUCACUAUACUAUAGUGUCAGGAAUAGAAGCAUUUAUAGAAACACUAUGGUUUUAACACCACUAUUUAAGUCCCCCACCCCCUCUUCUGCCUCUAAAAGGUGAGAUCACUCCCAUGGGAAAGCAUUGCGCAUGCACUGCAAAAUGCUGUGCUGUCUCAAUCAGCAUCUUCUCAUAGAGAUGCAUUGAGGAGCACUGACCCAGGAAGAACUUCUAGUGGCCAGCUCAGUAACUGCCACUAGAGGUAAACACUGCCUUUUCUAAGAAGGGAUAUACGAUAGCCACCAGAACAAUUGCAUUAAGAGCUGUAUUUGUUCUGGCGACUAUAGUGUCCCGUUAAGGUCAAAAGAGCCAAACUGAAGAAGAAAAAAAAAAAAAAAAUUCUCCAGCCCUCUUUUGUACAGAACAGAAUAAUUCCCUAUUGCCAUUAUUAUAUCAGUCCCCCUACAAAAACAUCACUGGAUCAGUGCUGUGGUCCAAUCAAAGGUUUCUCAUAGAGAAGGGAUUAAAAAAAAAAAAAGCAGCAGAGUGGAUAGGGCGGGUGGGAGGACUACAUUCAGCGUGGAAGCGAGAAGCAGUUACAUCUGUCGGCAGCAUGCGGUGCGUAUGGACAACAUAGGUAAAUUAUGCACAGAAUUGAUAGUAGGUAGCCUGGAACACAGUUCUGGGCGGCCUAAGUCGCGUGCCCUGGGGAUGCAACUUGCCCACCGCACUAGUUUUCAAGCAUCUCAUGAUGUGCAAACACACACUCCUACCACCAAAUCACCGACGUGGUUAUGGUGGCUGGGUAACCCUUUAAGCCAGCGCUAUACUUUCUUAUGUUUGGCUUCUCGGUCUUAAAAUGGAAAUUCACCAUGAAUUUUUACUUUAGUAAGUGACCCGGCGAGUAGUGACAUGGUUUUAAAUACAUAACAGAGCAUUAAAGAGAGAUAAAAGAGAAUAUGUGAGGGUUAAGGUUGGGGAAGAUCCAUAAAAAUGGGUAAAGGGAAAUCUGCCCCAUCUCUCUCUCCUGACUGCCUCCAUGUUCUUAUAUGGAGAUAUCAGCUUCAUCUGCCAAGAUCUGUGUCACUAGUAUACGCGCAUGAACUUAUACAUUUUUAUUCACUAAAGGGGGAUUCCAAGUGAAAUAAAAAAUUAUGGAUAAAGUAGCCAUACUGGAAGCACGGCUGACUUGCAGAAUUACAAGUCAUUGCGAUCUUUGUGUUUUUUCAUGAAGAUAUAAUUUUUAUGAAAAACACAGGGGCCUUAUUAAUAAUGACUAUAAAAUGAAAGAUUCUUGAUAAGAUAUGUGGCACAUGUUUUUAUAAUGCAGUUCAGAAUUUUAAGUUACAGAUUUUUUUCCACUCUCUUAGGUUUAUGCUUUUGACAUCAAUCGAAAUAAAGUUGCUCCAAAUUUUCCCAAGAGAAUCAUUGAUGUUUUUCCAGCAAUUGUACCAAACAAUCACCCACGAGGACACAUUAAUGCAGCCUAUUAUUCAUACAUGCAUAGCUCCCUCUUUCUUUUCAAAGGUAAGGAGUUUUGGAAAGUAGUCAAUGACAAAGACCGGAGGAAAAACCCAUCUCUUCCCUACAACGGAUUGUAUCCUAAGAGACCAAUUUCCCAGCAGUGGUUUGAUAUCUGCAAUGUACACACAUCACUAUUAAAAAUUUAGCAUCUUGGGAAAAUCAAGAGAGAGAAUGGACUUGUAAAAUGACAAAGGAUGUAAAAUCUGCAAUAUGGACUAUAACAUUAGGGUUCAAUUAGGAUCCAUGGAAGCACAAACAUGUAUUCCUGACACUAUAGUGUUAAAACCAUCAUCUAACACCCCUGGCCCAAUACAUCUAGUAAAAUCUUACCUUUAUUCCAGCCUGCUGCUGGCUCUGCUGUGAUCUGCCUCCUCAGCUUAGCAACCUGUUUGGUUGAGUGCAGUCCCUGUUUUCUUUAAUUUUGACAAUUUUUAUUAAGAUUUUCAGGGGGGGAGGGGGGAGAAAUACCAUAUAUACAUUUCAAUACCCAUUACAGCCAAAUAUUCCGCAGCAUGCGGCUCUUAACAUUUUGCUAGUAAUCGCAGCAUAGUACAUUAUAACAUUUUUAUAUUUUCGUUUUUUUACUGUACCAUUUCAAUGGUGUGUCAUGAUGGACUGUGUAAAAGAGAGUCCUGCACAUGGCAGCAAACUCUGUGCUGUACUUAAAGAUUUAG